Metarhizium brunneum ARSEF 3297 is the source of this 819-nucleotide messenger RNA. RefSeq lists its product as uncharacterized. Gene Ontology annotation, biological process: endosomal transport. NCBI's taxonomy places the organism in Eukaryota, Fungi, Ascomycota, Sordariomycetes, Hypocreales, Clavicipitaceae. The record is from RefSeq and is a predicted model, not a curated record. Gene Ontology annotation, cellular component: BLOC-1 complex.
AUGCCAACGACAGCAUCCUCACCACCCCGCCAUGCCUCUCCGCCAACAUCUCUCUCCAUCCCGCCGUCCACGGCCGCCCCGACGCAGCCUCACGCCAUCACGGCGCAUGCCCCCCCCGCGCCGCUCCAGCAGACGCUCCCCUCGCAGGAAACCCAGCGCCACGUCGCCGAGGCCCGCGCCGCCGUCGUCGCCUCCAUGGGCAACCUGAUCGACUCGCAGCUCCAGUCGCGCGCGGGCAUCCUGCACGACAACGCCGCCGCGCUGGACAAGCAGGAGCGCGACGUGGUCCGGGCGACGGAGGGCCUGCGCCGCGAGACGGAGAAGCUCGCCCGGGAGGCGGACGCGGCGGCGAGGAGGGUCAAGGAGCUGGGCAACGUGCAGAACUGGGCCGAGGUUCUGGAGAGGGGAUUCCUGGUGCUCGAGGAGACGGUGCGGUUGGCGAAUCGCCAGGAUGGCGGGAGCGAGAGCGGGAGCGGGAGUUGUAGUUGUAGUUGUAGUGAGUGCGGGGGCGAUGAGAGCGGCGGCGGCGACGAGGAGGAGGAGGAGGAGGACGACGACGGGGAGUAUGGCGAGGAGGGCAUGAUGGAUGUGGACGUUGAUUUGGCGAAUAGUAUGCAUCGGGAUGGGAAUAAGGUGAGCUUGGAGGCGAGGUUGGCGGUUGGCGCGGAUGCCGAUAUGGUGACGACGGAGGCCGAGGCCGAGGAGGGAGGGAGGAGCACCUGGUCGGAUGCGAGCAGGAGCUUGAUGGAGCCGGAUUCGAGUACGGGCACGGGGAGGGCCAAGGGGUCCGAGACGGCGAGCUUGUCGACGGAGUCGUAG